AUGAAGACCACUGCUUUUGUAUUAGCUAUUAUUCUUUCAUCGUUUUUCGUAACUAUCAUCCAUGCUAAUGAAGGAAAAAAAUACUCAACAUAUGUAUCCCAAGAUCAACUUCUUGAUUCAUUAAUAGAAAUCAAAUGGCGUGAAUUAUUACUAAGUAAAUAUAAAGAAUCAAUAGCACGAUCACAAAAAAAUAAAAUCAAUCGACCGAAACAAGAAAGUGUUGAAGAGAGUCAUGAACGGACAUUUGUUCGUCGUAAAUUGGUUGGCAUCAGUGAUAAUCCAUUUUAA
Molecule: messenger RNA, 288 nt
Organism: Adineta steineri
Lineage: Eukaryota; Metazoa; Rotifera; Eurotatoria; Adinetida; Adinetidae
Source: the annotation of a GenBank genome assembly